CCAUUCAUAUGCCUUGCGAGUCUGGAAACUGGUAAUAUUCUUCUUGAGGGAUGGGAUUGUUGUAAAAUUACACAGCAACCAUGGGUCGUAAAAGGUCGGAUACGCAUACGUCGAUGAUGGAGUCGUCCAGAAGGCCAAGCAUCUGGGCAGGUAGUUUGCGGCGUGAUCAUAUUCGCCUCGGUGAUCUACCAGACGAAGAAGGGGCCGAACGGAGUCAGAUGUACACCUCGUCAAAGUCAGGACCAUCCUCGAGACAAAAUUCGUUUGCGUGGCCUUUCCAUCGACAUACCACCUCGGAAGCUCUUUCAACGACGAGGUCGAGCCACUUCACAUUACGGACUUGGCAACCCCGUACUUUCUUUCGUCCUCACGACGACACAGCGAGUAUCGAUAGGAGUAUUGUUCCAGAUUAUGUUGUCAACUUUAUAAGAGGAGAAACGCCCGAGACUUUGGCGAUGAAAAAGGAGCGAAAAAAAUGGGGUCAGCACGGCGUCGAAGUUACUCCGCAUCGAGAAACGUUCGCAUCAUUUCCUAUCGAAUAUGGUCACCAUUAUUCGCAAAGCGCAGAUGCCACUCGUGAUCUAAAUACGUUUAGUAGCUGGAGUCGGAAAAGUGGCCUACGGAGACACAUAACCGGAUGGAGAGGUGGUGUUAUAUUCAACUGCUUAAUAUCAUUCAUAAUCCUACUUGCUGGAAUCAUCUGCUUAAUAUUGGUCAUCGCCGAGGCCAAACUGCUUUCAGGGGAAUCGGCUAUCUAUACGGGCGACUGCACAACGGCCGAUCAUAUUAACUAUGGGAUCCAUAUCGUUGUUAGCGUCUGCGGUAUCGCCAUUCUCUCUGGAGCCAACUAUGUCUUCCAGAUCCUCUCGAGCCCGACCAGACGAGAGGUAACCGUUGCGCAUGAAAAUAAGCGUUGGCUUGACGUCGGUAUACCAUCAAUACGCAAUUUCAAGCAUAUCUCGAGUUUUCGAGUAGUAGUUGCUGUGAUCGUCUUGCUAUCUGCAGUGGCUAGUCAAGUAAUAUAUAAUGCAGUAAUUUUCACGACUCGAAAUAUAGUUAACUACGAUGUAUUAUUCGUAACACAAUCGUUUCUCGACCACGCUCCUUUCACCAUUGACACUAAGAUCAAUGAGGGCGAUCUCUCAGACCUCGAUAUAAUUAGCCUCCAGGACUCCGCCAGCCAAGCUGGUGAGAUGACUAACAUUACUUCAACAACUUGCCUGCAACAAUUUAGCGGCAUUUUCCAACCUUCGUUUAACGCAGUUUUGCUUAUCACAGACUCGACUUCUACCGACAAUUCUCUCAUUUGGACCAGCGAGUCCGGCACUCAACUAACUACUUUCGCUUCAAACAACGACAUCACAGCCCCGGACGGCUCAAAAGUUCAAUAUUGUCUCGCGCGCACAAGUGUGCCGCAGACUUGCAGUGUCAACCUUAACGGCCCCCUCCUGGGCAUCGCCGCAUUACUUAACCUCGCAACCCUCAUUUCGAUGGCGGUAAUUCUCGCGAGAUCCUCUUUCGCACCCCUCGUAACACUGGGCGAUGCGAUUCGCUCGUUCCUCCGCCAUCCGGACCCGACGACAGCAAAUGCCGCCUUACUGACUAAAAAGGAUGUCCGACAAGGACAUUGGGCUUUUAGCGAGGCGCAAUAUUUCUUCCCGGCUACCCACUACUGGUUCCAGACCCCGUCGCUCCCUCGCUGGGCCUUAACGUUCUUCUCGUGGACCGCUAUUGGCGCUCCAACCGCCGUCGCGCUUGGUCUCAUGAUCAGCGGACACCUCGACGAUCCUCUCACCCUCUUCGGCGUCGCGACGUCUCAGUUCAGCUUUUCACUGCCCUCGACCAUCAGCACAGCGCAGAUGGCGCUCCUCACCGCAUUACCACAGCUCCUCCUCUCCGUCCUAUACCUAGUGAUAAACGCGCACCUAACGACAUACUUCCUCUCUUACGAACUCUCCCUCUUCGCGCUCUCCCCGCGCUCCCUACGCGUCUCCUCCCAACCCGCCGGCGAACAGACAACGAGCCUGUUCCUCACGCUCCCGCGCCCCGUCUCCUGGGCCCUCCUCGCCUGGUUCGCAGCGAUGGGCUUCUCCCUCAGCCAGGCCGUGUUCCCUGGCACCGUGAAAUUCCUCCCUCCAUCCUCAACCUCAACCACGCCUUCCGUCCCGCCCCAGCACCCGCCGAACACCGCGGACGUCGUAGCCGUAUCCUUCAGCACGCAAGCCCUGCUCUCCCUCCUCGCGCUCCUAACCGCGCUCAUCCUCGCCGUGCUAGCCCUAGGCUGCCGCCGCACGCAAGCGGCUUCCCUCGCGUCCGGCGAAGUCACGGGAAACCCGCUGGUCCUGCGCGGCGGCGCCUGCAGCGCAGUUAUCAGCGCCAAGUGCCACCAUCACGAUAUCGUGCCCCCGGGUCAACUGGCUCCCGAAGAGACCGCCGCCGCCGUCCCUACCGGCGAGCCCUGGCUGAGAUCUAUAGCCUGGGGCGUCGUGGAGGAGGGGACCAGCGGUCGGCCUGGACGUUGCGGGUUCUCUGCUGAUGGCGUCGGGUGUGUUGAUGCGGGGAAAACGUAUGUCUGAGCGUGUGUAUGGAUGGCAUGGGUUUGACGGGUUCUGUUUGAGUAACUUGUAUUUUUUUUCGGGUUUGGGAUUCGGCGAUAAUUGGAUAAUACCUAUCUACCUACCUACCUAGGUAGUGAGAGAAUGGGAGUGGUCGUAUUGGUUAUAUAUACCCCCA
This is a messenger RNA of Annulohypoxylon truncatum, 2733 nucleotides long. RefSeq lists its product as uncharacterized. The transcript is spliced from 2 exons. The coding region runs from base 81 to 2576 and encodes 831 amino acids. The record is from RefSeq and is a predicted model, not a curated record. NCBI's taxonomy places the organism in Eukaryota, Fungi, Ascomycota, Sordariomycetes, Xylariales, Hypoxylaceae.